CGGCAGGAGGAAGGAGUCUGCGGCGUCGAGUGCAUGAGGGUGGUUGUGACGGCGGUGCUGUUUUGGACGUCACGGAGCCACGGAGGAGGAGGAAGAGGGGGAGGAUCAGCAGCCUGUGGAGUUCAUGAAGUGUCCGUAUCAAGAGAACUCACGACAACUCUGCAUCUGACGGCGGAUCGUAAAGGGAAAAGUACGACUAGCCAUGACUGAGAACGAGCACCCAGCAGUCACCAACUUCAGAGAGUACAUCAGGAUCAGAACAGUCCAACCAAACCCAGAUUAUGGAGCAGUAAGCUCCGCAGGCCUGGGUUCGAAUCCCAGCUCAGGCAGUCGAUCGGUGUGCAGCUCACCCAACUGUUCAUCCUCCCCUUCAUGCUGGUUGAUAAAUGAGUACCUGGGGAAACCUGGGGAAGCAACUUGUACUGAGUUCCUGGAGCAUCAGGGCAGGGAGCUGGGGGCCAAGGUGCAGGUGUUGGAGUGUGUGCCGGGGAGGCCCAUUGUCAUCAUGACUUUGGAGGGCCAGGACCCCGCGCUGCCUUCACUCCUCCUCAACUCUCACACAGAUGUUGUGCCAGUCUUCCCAGAGCACUGGAAACAUGAGCCAUUCAGUGCCCACAAGGACGAGGAAGGGAACAUCUAUGGCCGGGGCACUCAGGACAUGAAGAGUGUGGCCAUGCAGUACUUGGAGGCACUGAAGCAGCUCAAGAAGGAUGGACAAACAUUCCUCAGGACCAUCCAUUUAACUUUUGUGCCAGAUGAGGAAACUGAUGGCAAAGGUACUCAAGCGCUUCUAAAGAUGGAUUACUUCAAGAAGAUGAACGUUGGUUUUGCUCUGGAUGAAGGGUACGCCAGCACCUCGGAGAACUUCUUGGUGUUUUACGGUGAAAGGCACUCCUGGUAUGUGUAUGUGAGGUGCAGCGGACAGCCAGGUCACGGGUCACAGUUCCUGCCCAACACCGCGGGGGAGAAGCUCCUCAGGGUGAUCAACUCCUUCCUCUCCUUCCGGGACAAGGAGGAGCGCAGGAUGAAGGACAACCCAGACCUCCCCCUCGGGCAUGUCACCACCCUCAACCUUACCAUGCUGGAGGGAGGUGUCCAGUUCAGUGUGGUGCCUGCGCAGCUGUCCGUGGGAUUUGAUAUUCGCAUUCCGCCAAUGGUGGAUGUGGUUGAAUUUGAAAACAUGUUACGGGGUUGGUGCCGAGAUGCCGGAGAGGGCGUGGUCUUGGAGAUUGUAGAUUCGGCCACAGCCACAAACAUGACGUGUGUGGAGGACGGGCAGAGUCCUUGGUGGGAUGCCUUCUCUCAAGCCUGCAAGAAGGAAAAAAUAACCAUCCAUAAGGAAAUUUUUCCAGCCUGUACCGACAGCAGAUUCCUGAGAGAGCUUGGCAUCCCGGCUCUUGGAUUUUCCCCAAUGAACAACACGCCGCGUCUCCUGCACGACCACAAUGAAUUCAUCAGUGAGAAGGUCUUCCUGCAGGGCAUCCAGAUUUAUGUAUCCAUCAUCUCUGCUCUUGCCAAUGUCAAGGCUGAGCCCUAGUGAAUAUCAAGACGGAGGAAGUGGUGGACAAAUUUGUAAAUUAAUUAGUUGCAGAGCACUGGAGCUCUUGAAGCAUGUGGUCCUGGUGGGCGUUUGAGGGCGACGACAACACCUCUCCACUUGCUGCCCCAGAUGAAGAUGACACUUCCACGUCACACCUUUCGUCUUCACAGGCAGAAUCUAUACCAAGCAUACUGCUAGAUCUCCUGCAGUUCACAUCAAGGAGUGAGAGUAAUCAGGCAGAAGAAAGUCUAUGGAGUUCAUCUCUCAUGAGUUGUCAUGUUGAUUCAAGAUGGUAUUAUUUUGCUUAAUUCUUUACAAUGCAUGCACACUUUGAGUCCUGUUCAGGAGACAAACUUCUAAGAUUUGAAUAGUUUUCAAGUUAAUAAAAUUGUCUUGGAUAAAUAUCAGGGAGAAUAUGAAUAAACUGUUCACAUUAAGAUUUCCAGCUGAAUUUAUCACAGUGUUAAAGAUUGUCUUUUCUACUGCACUUUAUGUCCCACUGCAGGGAGUCACUACCACUAGUGCCUUAGUAUUUGAGCACAAUAUUAUCAGAGAUUUUUGGAACCAACAGGAUCAUGCUAAAAUAACAGCCGAUGCUUUUCAAACCAACCCUUUAUUGUUACUAUGCCAAUACCUUGAAGAGUCUCCAGAGAACUACCAUUCUGUUUAUGGGAUUUAUAAAAUUAAAAAAAAAAAAAAAAAAAAAAA
This is a messenger RNA of Eriocheir sinensis (Chinese mitten crab), 2248 nucleotides long. RefSeq names its product aminoacylase-1-like. Bases 203 to 1537 code for a protein of 444 amino acids. NCBI's taxonomy places the organism in Eukaryota, Metazoa, Arthropoda, Malacostraca, Decapoda, Varunidae. Gene Ontology annotation, biological process: amino acid metabolic process. Gene Ontology annotation, molecular function: aminoacylase activity. The record is from RefSeq and is a predicted model, not a curated record. The transcript is spliced from 15 exons. Gene Ontology annotation, cellular component: cytoplasm.